Aureobasidium musti is the source of this 498-nucleotide messenger RNA. NCBI's taxonomy places the organism in Eukaryota, Fungi, Ascomycota, Dothideomycetes, Dothideales, Saccotheciaceae. The record is from the annotation of a GenBank genome assembly.
AUGUCAAACAACACGAGUGUCCAAAACCCAACCAUAACACUCGCAUCUCCUGAGCAUCUAAACGCUAUCACCGACCUGAUAACCCAGGCCUACACACCCUAUAUCACUCGUCUCAAUGGCAAAGAACCAGCUCCCAUGACUGCCGAUUACGCCGUGUUGAUCAGCUCUUCUUGUGUCUAUAUCCUCUGCGCUCCUCCCACACAAUCCACCUCUUCCACUGUUUUGGGCUGUAUAUCGCUAAACCUCAACGCCACAAACAACGCACUACAAAUCAACAAUCUAGCAGUUUCGCCCGAGGCUCAAGGGAAAGGCUAUGGAAAACUGCUGAUGGGGUUUGCAGAGGAUGUCGCAAAGGAGAAAGGGGUGAGCAAGCUCGAGUUGUACACUAAUGUCAAGAUGGUCGAGAAUCUGGUCUUGUACAAGAAGUUGGGGUAUGAGGAGGUGGGAAGGUGGGUUGAAGAUGGAUUUGAGAGGGUGUUUUUCGUCAAAGAACUGUAG